CCAAGUUCUAACCAUCUAGUCACUCGAGAAACCGUUGUUCCACAAACCCGAAAGAUUGCUGCUGGUUUGCCCGGUAUAUCUGCCAUAAUGUCCUCCGCAACUGACACUCCCUCUGCCGCCGAGCUCCCUCUACCGACCGAUGCCAGCCUCUCCCACGGCUCUCUCGCAGAUCUACUCCCGUCACAUUUCACCACAGACAUCACACGGUGGCUCGCCGAAGACACACCGUCCUUUGACUAUGGUGGCUUUGUGGUUGGGUCUUCUCCCAGAACCGCUCAACUCCUCUGCAAAUCUGCUGGUGUGCUCGCUGGCGUUCCCUUCUUCGACGAAGUCUUUCGCCAGCUAGACUGCACAGUGGAUUGGCAUCACAAUGAAGGAGAAUUCUUGGAUCCUGCCAAAUCAGGAGGCAAGAUCAAGGUGGCGACAGUCAAAGGUCCCACUCGUAAAUUGCUCCUGGGUGAAAGAGUAGCACUGAACACACUUGCAAGAUGUAGCGGAGUAGCCACGAAAAGCAGAAAAAUGCUCGAUCUCGUGCGGGGCGCAGGCUACACGGGCAUUCUGGCGGGUACGAGAAAGACAACACCGGGGUUCAGAUUGGUGGAGAAGUACGGCAUGCUCGUUGGUGGGAUUGACGGCCACAGGCAUGACCUGAGCAGCAUGAUCAUGCUGAAGGACAACCACAUCUGGGCUAAGGGCAGCAUCACUAAUGCUGUAAAAGCAGCACGCGCGGUCGGUGGGUUUGCACUGAAGAUCGAAGUCGAAGUCCAAUCUGAAGAGGAAGCCGACGAAGCUAUUGAGGCCGGAGCCGACGUGGUCAUGCUGGACAACUUCGAUGGGGAAGGGCUCAAGAUUGCUGCGAGGAGUCUGAAGGAUCGAUGGCGUGGGAAGAGGCAGGUCUUGCUGGAAAGCAGUGGUGGGCUCACCGAAGCGAAUGUCAAGGAGUACAUCAAUAACGAUAUCGACAUCAUUUCUACAAGCGCAGUUCACCAAGGCGUCGCGCAUGUAGAUUUCUCGCUGAAAAUUGACCAUUGAUGAGAAGUUGCAUUCUUCACUCUUGCUGGAUCAGACUUGCUGGAU
Molecule: messenger RNA, 1077 nt
Organism: Exophiala xenobiotica
Lineage: Eukaryota; Fungi; Ascomycota; Eurotiomycetes; Chaetothyriales; Herpotrichiellaceae
Product: nicotinate-nucleotide diphosphorylase (carboxylating)
Exons: 2
Coding region: 88-1032 (314 amino acids)
Biological process (GO): NAD+ biosynthetic process; quinolinate catabolic process
Cellular component (GO): cytoplasm
Molecular function (GO): nicotinate-nucleotide diphosphorylase (carboxylating) activity
Source: RefSeq, a predicted model, not a curated record